GAGACAACCAGCGACCUGUGUGUGGAGCUUCUGAGACCGCUCACGGAGGAGGCGAGGUGCUCUGCCUGGGAAGGGCUGAACAAAGGACUCGAACUCCAGCCCUCAGCACGGACAGAGUUCGCGGUGUCAGCGAAAUACGUCGGAAAGCCGACAGUAAUGGUGAGCCACAGUUGGGCUAGCCCGUACUCCCAGCUCAUGGCCAUUUUGAAGCGCUAUGAUGAGAAUACAAACAGGAACAACUUCUUCUGGAUUGAUGUUUUCAGCAUGAACCAGCACGAUUUUGCCAACCUCAGUGGAGCGAAGUUUUCAGACGUCCAUCGCUCUGCGAGUGUUUACGACACCAUGUUGGUAGCCCUGACCCGAUCCAUCAAAGUGCCCGGACGCAUGCUGCUGGCUCUCACGCCGCAUGAGCAGCCGUCGCUCCUGUCAAGGGCAUGGUGUUUGUACGAGAUCUACAUUGCUUGGACAGUCGGGGCAGAGGUCUGCUGCGGCUUCGUGCCGGAAGCGGAGCAAUCCGUGAAGAGGAGCCUGCUGCGAGACGAUGUGCUGAUCAACCAGAUGCUGGAUUCUGUCGACGCGGAGAAGUCUCGCGCCACGGUGGAAAGCGACAGAGCCAUGAUUAUGGAGUUGAUCGCGGCAGCAGGCAUAAGUAAUUUUAAUUCUUUCGUCCGGAAGCAGUUGCAAGCUUCUUUGCGCAUGCUUGCCGUUACCACACUGCUGAAAAUCAGGACUGCAGACUCCACAAACGUGGAAGCUGCAGCGGUAACGGCCGACCCUAGCAGCCCCAAUUCACUCGCAACGCGUAGUCAGUUCCUCCACGCCGAUGCCUUGUUCCACUCCGAGGAGGAGGCUCCUUCGGAGGCGGAUCUCUAUGCACUCGUGGAGUCGAUCGAGCCCUUAUCUUUUCAAGCGAACGUCGGAGACCUGGGAUCCUUUUCGGUGUGA
This is a messenger RNA of Symbiodinium necroappetens, 945 nucleotides long. The record is from the annotation of a GenBank genome assembly. NCBI's taxonomy places the organism in Eukaryota, Dinophyceae, Suessiales, Symbiodiniaceae.